Molecule: messenger RNA, 180 nt
Organism: Filobasidium floriforme
Lineage: Eukaryota; Fungi; Basidiomycota; Tremellomycetes; Filobasidiales; Filobasidiaceae
Product: cytochrome c oxidase, subunit VIb
Exons: 3
Cellular component (GO): mitochondrion; respiratory chain complex IV
Source: RefSeq, a predicted model, not a curated record
CUCCAAACCGCCGGUUACGACGCCAGGUUCCCCGAGACCAACCAGACCAGGCACUGCUACCAAAACUACAUUGACUACCACAAGUGCAUCAACGCCAAGGGAGAGGAGUACGCUCCUUGCAAGCAGUUCCAGAGGGCUUACAAGUCGUUGUGCCCUAGUACGUCCAUGGCCUCUUUCUAG